Messenger RNA from Oryza sativa Japonica Group (Japanese rice), 946 nucleotides. RefSeq names its product photosystem II reaction center W protein, chloroplastic-like. The record is from RefSeq and is a predicted model, not a curated record. Gene Ontology annotation, cellular component: photosystem II; chloroplast thylakoid membrane; chloroplast. Gene Ontology annotation, biological process: photosynthesis; photosystem II stabilization. NCBI's taxonomy places the organism in Eukaryota, Viridiplantae, Streptophyta, Magnoliopsida, Poales, Poaceae.
CCAGACCAGAAGAACUAAACACGAUUCGCGAGCCACACUCCUGCUGUCACUCGUUGCAUCUCACCUAGAGACCAGCAGAGUGUAGUGUGCUGUGUGCCUCUUGCUAGCUAAGCAAGGAGAUAGCCGGAGCCAUGGCGACCAUCGCCGCUGCCGCCGCCGCCCGCACCGCCGUCGUUGGCCGGCCGUCAGGGGUGGCUCAGCUGAGAGCGAGGAGGGGUGAGAGGGUGAGGUGCGGCUACUCCUCCAGGGACGGCAAGGAGGCGACGCCCGCCGCCGCCGUGAAAGGCGCGACGUCGAUGCUCGCGGCGGCGGUGACGGCGUCGUCGUCGUCGGCGCCGGCGGCGAUGGCGCUGGUGGACGAGCGGAUGUCGACGGAGGGGACCGGGCUGAGCCUGGGGCUGAGCAACAACCUGCUGGGGUGGAUCCUCCUCGGCGUGUUCGGCCUCAUCUGGUCGCUCUACACCGUCUACACCUCCACGCUCGACGACGACGACGAGUCCGGCGGCCUCUCCCUCUGAGGCCUUGUUCGGUUAAUCCGAGAAAGAGAUUGGAGAGGGGAUUGAGAGAAUAAUUCUACACUAUAAUAGGAGUAAAAUAAAUCCUCUCUAAAUCCUCCGCUCGCGCGUUACUCGACACGAGGCGGCAGUUAAUUAUUUUGCAUUCUUAGUUGGUGUAGAGACCAAUUGAAGUUACCACUUCGAUGAGUCCGUCUACUGAUCCUGCCUCUAUCUUUUUUUUUUUUUACUGUUCUGCAAAUAGGCGGGGCCUGCCUAUGCUUGAGUGUGCAUGUCGAAUUUGGUGUAAUUAAUUGGAGACGUGCAUGGAUAUUUUGUAACUAAUUAAGUUGGUGUUUACCUUGAGUAGUAGCUGGCUAAGUUUUUCAUGAAAGUUUCAAGCCAGUUAUGCGUUCCACUAUAUAUAGAAAAGGUUGCCACAUGCAUAUUCC